Messenger RNA from Stegostoma tigrinum, 706 nucleotides. RefSeq names its product small nuclear ribonucleoprotein polypeptide F (gene snrpf). Gene Ontology annotation, cellular component: catalytic step 2 spliceosome; U1 snRNP. Bases 223 to 483 code for a protein of 86 amino acids. NCBI's taxonomy places the organism in Eukaryota, Metazoa, Chordata, Chondrichthyes, Orectolobiformes, Stegostomatidae. The transcript is spliced from 4 exons. The record is from RefSeq and is a predicted model, not a curated record. Gene Ontology annotation, biological process: mRNA splicing, via spliceosome; spliceosomal snRNP assembly. Gene Ontology annotation, molecular function: RNA binding.
GUGGUAACCGCCACCCAAUAUGGCGGCGGGAGGGUGAGAGGUGAAGGGUUACGGUUCCCAGCAGGCCCUGCUCCCAGCCUUUGGCGCUCCUCCCCGCGUGUGUCGGUCUCUGACACAAAGUUCGUCCCGUUCCGGAGCAGCCGUCAUUCCGUGUCCGUGUCCGAGCCGAGCCGUCCCGUUCAGACCAUCCCACUUCCUUCCGACUGUCCCACAGGCGCCGGCAUGAGUUUACCAUUGAAUCCGAAACCUUUCCUCAAUGGGUUGACUGGCAAACCGGUGAUGGUGAAGUUAAAGUGGGGGAUGGAGUACAAAGGUUACUUGGUGUCAGUUGAUGGGUAUAUGAACAUGCAGCUUGCAAACACAGAAGAAUAUAUUGAUGGAGCGUUAGCAGGUCAUCUUGGAGAAGUCUUAAUCAGAUGUAACAACGUUUUGUACAUUAGAGGAGUUGAGGAGGAGGAAGAAGAUGGAGAAAUGAGAGAGUAACUUUCCUUUUUGUUUUGAAGAAUAACCACGUGUUCAAUUUUUUUUUAGUACUUUUUUAAAAAAUAUACAGUAAGGACUAUGCUGUUUUCAGGAAUGCACUGACCACGUCAGAGAGGUCUACUGUGCUGUAAAAUGUACAAGAAAAACUAAUUUAAUUGUAGACACCAGUUUGAUAUGGCUCAAUGUGAAUUCAGAUGUACCAAUAAAAACUCUUUUACACUUU